CUCCGUUGUUAGGUUGUCUUUCUCUGCCCGCACACACCACCUCUCUGACAUCACAUCUGGCUGACCCCGCCACCCUCACAGCUCCCCCUGAACCCUCCCAACCACCCGCCCACCCUCCUGUGAAACCAUGGCUCUGUCUUCACGCUUAAAACUGUGGGAGCAGAAGAUAAAGGAGGAGAAAACGCCGGUGGCAACAGCCGAACCUCCGCCGCCUCUGUCCGCUCUGCCAGGCGGCUUCCUCAAACAGCUGGUCAGAGAGACGGAGAAGGAGACCAAACAGAAAGAGCCGGAGGUCAAAGACGAGAGACAACAGCCAAGCAAACUGAGCGACAACCUGGUGCAGCAGUUCCUCCUCCCGGAUCAGACUCCUCCGAUCCUCGAGGCCGAGAUGUCCCUGCGGGCCGAACAACUGAUCAGCAACAGCAAGCACAUCGUCAGUCCCGACCCCGCCGCCAAACAGGAGAACACACAGGAAGUAACACCGGAGCCGCCAAAGAAGCAACAGGACAUGAGGUCAGAGAGGAGCAAGAGGACGCCGCCGGCCGAUGGGCAGGAGACAGUUUGUGAGCUUCGACAGCGCUCAGGUGGCCAGCAGUGUGCUCGGCUGUGAGGGAGAGGAGCUGCACACGGCCGUCUUCAAACAUCACCUCCGACAGCUGCUGCAGAGAGCCACCGGGGGCAGCAGAGAGAGAGCUGCAGAGGCCGAGGAGGGUCCCAGGCUGACCGCUGCUCAGUGCGUUGAAGGAAUGGCGGCUGGACUCUAUGAAGAACUCUUCACUGCUGUAGUCUCACUUAUCAACAGGGCUCUGAGCACUCAGCAGCUGACGUUAGCCUCGGUGAUGGUGGUGGACACGCCGGGCCUGAGGAACCCGAGACACUCUGCGGAGGAGCGAGGAGCCAGCUGGUCCGAGCUGUGUCACAACUACCUGCAGGAGAGGCUGCUGGAGCAGUACCACACACACACCUUCAGACACACACUGGAGAGAUACGCACAGGAGAAGAUCCCGGUGGAGUUUGAGAAUCCAGAGAACAGCCCGGCUGAGGUUGUGUCUGCGAUCGACCAGCCGCCUCCACAGGUCCGGGCGGCAGAUGGAGACCCCAGAGGUCUGUUAUGGGUUCUGGAUGAGGAGAUGGUGACACCAGCCUCCAGUGAGAACAGCGCCGUGGAGAGAGUCUGCCAGUAUUACAGCAACACUGUGCGUCAGUGCGAGCAGCCGCUGCAGUGCGAGGUGAACCACCUGAUGGGCUGUGACCCUGUCCGCUACGACCUCACUGGGUGGUUCGGUCUGAUCCAGAACAACCUGUCGUCUCUCAACGCCAUCUGUCUGCUCCAGAACUCCACCAUAGGGGUAGUGAAGGCCAUGUUUACCCCCAGAAUCUCUCUGCCCCCUCUGUGUCGAGGUCUGGGGGGUCUGGAGGGCAGCAGCCAGCGCUGUCUGCAGAGGAACGGCACCAUCAGGAAAACAUUCAGCGGAGGGAUGGCAGCCAUACGCAGACACUCCCAAUGUAUCGCAGUCAAACUACAGGCAGAUGCUCUGGUGAACCUGCUCCGUCGAGCCAGGCCGGUGUUCCUGCAGUGUGUGAUUGCAAAGACUGACGGUGGAAGUUUUGACGUCCCGGCACUCAGAGUCCAGCUGCACUCAACACAGAUCCUGUCGGCCCUGCAGCUCCACCGCACAGGUUAUCCAGAACACAUGACUUUGAGUGACUUCAGGUGUUACUUCCAGGCAUUGUCUCCUCCGAUUAUGAAACGUUACGCUUCAAUGUUUGUCAGCCACGAUGAGAGAAAGGCGGUGGAGGAGCUGCUGGUUGAGCUGGAUCUGGAUAAAAAGAGCAUCGUCGUGGGCGCCGGCCGGGUGUUCAUGAAACGAGGAGUGCUGCGCUACCUGGAGCAGCAAAGAGACCAGCAGGUCACCGGCUGGUUGGUGCAUCUACAGGCCUCCUGCAUGGGACACCUGGCCCGUCAGAAAUACCGUAAACUGAAGGUGCAGCAGAUGGCGGUCACCUGUCUGCAGAGGAACCUGAGGGCUCUGAGAAUCGUGGCCAAGUGGAGCUGGUGGAAACUUUUCUGUCGAGUGCGACCUCUGCUCGACGUAAACAUGGACAACGAAAGGCUGCGGGCUAAAGAGGACGAGAUAUCGGCUCUGAGACGACGCCUGGAGAAAUCAGAGAAGGAGAGGAAUGAGCUGAGGCAGACUGCAGACAGCCUGGAGACCAAGGUUAUGGCGGUGACAUCUGAGCUAAGUGAUGAGCGUUUCCGUGGCGAUGCGGUGGGUCAGGCUCUUGAUGUAGAGAGGGCAGAGAGACUCCGGCUCAGCAGGGACAACAAAGACCUGCAGGCUCGUCUAGACCAGUGUAAGGUCACCAUGGAAACGCUGGAGAAGCAGCUGGAGGAGGAGAAACAGAGAGUCCAGAUCGCUGAGAGCCAGAGAGGAGCGGGGACAGGAGAGCCAGUCAGAGGUGGGCCGUCUGCAGAAGCAGAAGGAGGAGUUGUGCGCUCAGAUCCGUGACCUCAGCCUGCCGGUUGAUCUCGCCUCCGAUUCGCUACCUGACCUCAAGAAGCAGCUUCGCCUCCUGGAGAGCCAGGCCAGCGAGAGAGCCGAGGAAAUCACCACACUCACUGCCAAAAUACAGCAGCAGCAACAGGUCCACAUGCGCUUUGAGAUGGAGAUGGAGAGGAUGAAGCAGAUCCAUCAGAAGGAAUUGGAGGAUAAGGAAGAGGAGUUAGAGGAUGUACACAAGCACUCUCAGAGGCGGCUGAGGCAGCUGGAGAUGCAGUUGGAGCAGGAGUACGAAGAGAAACAGAUGGUGAUUCAUGAGAAGCACGACUUGGAAGGACUCAUAGCAACUCUGUGUGACCAGGUGGGGCACAGAGACUUCGAUGUGGAGAAGAAGCUGAGGAGAGACCUGAAGAGGACUCAUGCGCUGCUGGCUGACGCCCAGCUGCUCCUCUCCACCGUCGACAACCCGGGGCAGAACCUGCCCAACGGCAGCAGGGAGCAGAUAGAGCGUCUGCACUGCCAGCUGGAGGAGAGCGAAGCGAGGCGGCUGGAGGCCGAGAGCAUUCAGACAACUCUGUCCCAGGAGCUAGAGAACACUCAGAUCGAACUGGAAAAUAUCUGCAAACUGAAGAGUAUGGUGGACGAGCAGUUGGCUCUGCUGCAGCAUGAGAAGGUGGACCUGCUGAAGAGACUUGAGGAGGACCAGGAAGACCUGAAUGAACUGAUGAAGAAGCACAAAGCGCUCAUCGCUCAGUCCUCCAGUGAUAUUUCUCAGAUCAGAGAGCUUCAGGCCGAACUGGAGGAGGUGAAGAAGCAGCGGCACUCUCUCCACGAGGAGCUGCAGCAGUGUGUGUCGAGGGUGCAGUUCCUGGAGUCGUCCACUGUGGGGCGCAGCAUCGUCAGUAAACAGGAGGCACGUGUAUGUGACCUGGAGAAUAAACUGGAGUUUCAGAGAGGCCAAGUGAAGAGGUUUGAGGUGCUGGUGCUGCGUUUGAGGGACAGCGUGGUCCGUCUGGGAGAGGAGCUGGAGCAGAGUGCCCAGACCGAAGCUCGGGAGAGAGAGAACGCCCGAUACUACCAGCAGCGCCUGCAGGACAUGAGGCUGGAGAUGGAGGAGCUGAUUCAGAGAGAGCAGGACAGCGGCCGCAGACGCAUGGAGCUGGAAAUGCAGGUGGAGGAGCUGAGCGCCGUCAGACAGACGUUACAGGCCGACCUGGAGACGUCCAUCCGCCGCAUCGUUGACCUGCAGGCCGCCCUGGAGGAGGUGGAGUCGAGCGAUGAGAGCGACACAGAAAGCGUUCAGACGGCUGUGGAGUCCCUGACUCGAAAGAAAGACCUGUAAGAACCUCUCGAGUGUGCGAGUUGGUAAAGUGUGUGUGACCUGAACAUCAGAUCGACGUAUAUAAAGAUGGACUACGUGACAGCUAUCUAAAAGUGAAGCCAAAACAUCUCUUUCUC
Molecule: messenger RNA, 3959 nt
Organism: Morone saxatilis (striped sea-bass)
Lineage: Eukaryota; Metazoa; Chordata; Actinopteri; Moronidae
Product: unconventional myosin-XVIIIb
Cellular component (GO): myosin complex
Molecular function (GO): ATP binding; cytoskeletal motor activity; protein binding
Source: RefSeq, a predicted model, not a curated record